AUGAUGUUAUUUCCAACAGCCAUGAAGGCGUCGGAACAGCUCGACGGGAAGAUGAAGAAGCAGCCGGAAAAAAGUCAAGUUCCGAAGAAAAGCGCAGUAGGGAAGGUCUCGCGAAGGAGUGAGACGCGUAAGAAAAACUCGAAUCCGAAGCCGUCGUUGAUGUCGAUGUCGCCGAAGAUGCUGAGCACGUCGCUCAACGUGGAGGAGGACGAAGACGUGACAGAAGAAUAUGACGUCAUCGGACCUCGAGUCAUCGGCAAAGGAAUCGCUAUUGUCAACAAUUACUACAGCGAGAAGAAGUUGGAGGAUGGUUCGUAGCAAAAUUUGCGCGGUUUCUAAAGUUAAGCGCUUUUGCAAAAUACUCUUAUGAGGUCGCGAUGAAGUGAGCUUUGGAAGCAACAUCUCAAUAUUUCGAAAAAAUAAAUUAGCGACUUUUUUGCUGCAUCUCUUUUUCAACUCUUUCUUGAGCUUUUGAAUUUAAAGUCCUAGCAAGAAGGAGAGCCUUGAUGAUAGGCGUAAAAACGUCUUUAAGACCUUUUACAGCCGCUUCCAAUUGAGUCUGUUUCUGGGACUUACGACCAGGGGUUCUUUUGAAAAAAAAUUGUUUUUCUCGUCAAAAUUUGAACUUUUUUUUUUUGAGAGACGAGUAGCAAAAAGCAUGGGAAGGAGGAAGAAGACGGUUACUUCAACGUGGAAACCGCCGCAGUCAGCCCAAAGUGCGUUAGUCCGAUAGGAAGCGUCAAAAAGGUAGUUUUCUCUCUUUGUUUCAUUUUAAGAUAAACCUUUGUUGAAAUCUCCAGCUCGCCGAUACCGAGCGUUUGAUGUCUCUUCCUAUUCAAAAGGUACGGAUCCGCAACUUCUUCUCCGACUGCUACAUGGUCGUGGCGACCCUCAACAUCGCUGCUUUAUUGCAUUUUCCAACGGUCAUGAUGCUCAAUGGAGGAGGUCAGUCUUCUUUUACUUCCUGAGCAGAUCUAGAGGGAGUUUGUCGUCUGUUUCACUGAUUUAAAAAAAUUAAGAAGAUUUCCCGAAAAAAAGAUUUUUGGUUAGAAAAAAAUUUAUAAAAAAAUGCUUAUCUAUUAAAGUUUCAUAAUUUAAGUCUACUUCUUGAUACCGUUUGUCUUGUGCACGUUUUUUAUCACGAUGCCGAUUGGCUUCAUCGAACUCGUCUUGGGUCAGUUUUCCUCGAUGCCGCACAUCUACCUCUUCUCCAACAUCGUUCCUAUUUUCACCGGUUCUUCUUCCCGUUUUCCAAGGAAUUAUGGUUCUUUUCCAGGAUUCGGCUAUAUUUUGAUGACAGUGCAAGUUAUCGCCAGCGCUACCACAAAGUUCGAGCACAAGUAUGUGCUUUGUUUUUUAAACCUCAUUUCCCACCUUGAAGGUACAUGUCCAUGUUGAUCGAGUCCAUGAUGCGGAUGAUUGCUGACGCUCGAGCUCGCUUCUGUGACAUCACCAACUACGGGAUACCCGGUGAGAUGAACUUCGUGACGCCAUAACUGGCGUCUUUCAGCCUGUUUCGAUCCGAAUAUAUGCGCUGGCAAGUCUUUUUUCUUCAUGGGCAAAUGCUUCAACCCGGACUAUGUGUCGGCGGUCUGUCUGAAACAGGAAAGAAGCAAAGAUAACUGUUGCCUGCAGAACAGUUCCUACCUGAAGACGACCAAAGUGAUGAUGCUCUCGCGAUAUUUCCUUCAGAACACGCCGGAACUCGCCCAGGUUGUCCAGCCCACAAUUAACGCUCGCAGGUGAGCACUGAAGUUAAAAUCCGACAAUCAUUUUCGAUGCAGAAUUUUCUCCCCGAAAAACCCGCAGGCUCAUUACUUCAGUGCCAUUUUUUUCUCGCUUUGCCUCGUUUUCCUGGUCGCAAGGCCUGGGCUACGGCCAGUCGCCGAGGUAACUUUAUUACCUUCCAAAAUAAAUGUCUAAAUUUCUAUUCAAUCAAGUCGAUUUUUCAUUUGAAAAAUUUGGCAAUGAGCCUCCGAUAAAUCAGUUAUUGUAUUGGUUUGAAGCGUCACUUGAGAUCCCAUUCUUUCGCAUCUAUCGUUUCAGUCGACGGCGUACAUUUUGGGCGCGUCUGUUUUGUCCCUGAUUUCAUUGUUUGUAGUGCUCGUUUAUUCUUGGAGGGACGAAGCUUUUGGUGUUUUUGAGGUCCGUGAGUUCCACCUUUUUCCCCAGAUAUCUUUUUCAUCCGAAGUUUGAAAAAAAAAACUGUGAAAUUAGUAUCUUUAGAAGUUUUGUGAGGAAAAGUUGAAGUAAAACUCAUUUUACGAAGCUCUUCUGACUUGGCGGUUCGGAGUUCCGAGAGAUAAAACAAAAUAAUUGGAAAGGAAUUUCAUUCUUAGUUUCAGUUGCUUGGCUAUUCAAUGGAAGACUUUGCGAAGAUUGCGAGCCCGGCGACUUGGUAUGUCGCUUUCCUCAUGGUUUGUUUCUUUUGUUCAACAAAUUUCUUCGGAUUUUCAGUCAAUGAUGUGCUUUUCGGUGGGCGAAGGCACCAGGAUAACAGUGGGAGCAACUCGGAAGUUUCAUAGCAACGUGUACAGGUGACUGUGAGUGGGAGUCCCCAGAAAAAAAAAGUUGAAAAAGGAAAAGAGUCAAACUUGCAACUUCUUGGGGAAAUUAUUUUAUGCGUCUCUGUAAAUCAUAAUUUUCUUGUCAUACUGAUACACUUUUUUUGCAAAGAAUUUUUAACAUUUGGCAGAACUAUUUUAAUUUAAAUUGAGAGUUUCAAAGAAAUCGGACGCGUAUGCGCGCUUUCCAUUUCACUUUAUGAGAGCGAUCUCAGUUACCUGAAAUGGAAAAAAGGAUUUUGUAAAGUAUAUUUUAAUUCAUCAGAGCAACGUUCGUUUCAUUCGUUUACCCGCUGUUUUUCUUCUGUUUGACGCCGUUUAUCAUCGGCGCCGUGCUUUUCGGAGGAGCUAGAGUUGCAUACUCAGAGGUCGAAUCUCGCACUCUCAGCGUCAUCGAAGCUCGUAAGUUCCUUUCUUUUCAGGAAAUUUAAUUAUUUGAUUUUUUUUUUCUAUCAUUCUAGGCGCCUUCGUCAGGCAGUUCGACCUGGCUUUCGACAAUAUUUACUACUUCUUCGAAGGAUGUAGAGAGGUUGAACUUUGAGUUGUAACUUCACUGCCAGACAGUUCUCUGACUUCUAUUCAACCAGUUUAGCAAAGAUAGUUUUUUUUUUUCAAAAUGUUCAAUUCUGAUAUUAAAAGAUAUUGAAACCUAAUAAAUGUUGAUAAUAACUUCAAAAAAAUAUUAAAUAAGGAUGCACUCUAAGAAAUUCAUUGAGCAGUGCAGCGGGUUUUUUCUCUCUCUUCAUCAUCCAAAUUUUCCAAAAGUCAUUUUUCCCUCCACGGUUUUCCAGUUAUGAACUGGUCAUAUAUAUUCUUGUGUUUGGUUGUGGAUUACACGUAGUUUCAGUUGGAGGACUUCCUCUUCUUCGGUUUCGCAGUGUCUUUCUUGUCCUGGCAGGUUGCCCAGCAGGUCUUUCAAGCCUUUCAAAGCGAAUCCUGAUCAUUUUCUUGUAGAUGAUCUCCGCCGAAGCUUUUAUCAUGCUUGCCCAUCGCGCUUUCAAGUCUUUAGCUCAUUUGAACGAACUGAUCGUAAGGUUCUCUUCCAUUCCAAGUUUUCUGUAUUAUUACCUGAUAAUUUUAGAGGUUUCGUUCUACUUGUUUAUGUCACAGCAGUUGCAACGCUACACGUGAAGAUGAAGGUUUGGUUUUUGGUAGAAAUUUUAAGCUUUCAAUUUCUAUUUCUUUUAAUGAGUCUAUAUAAAAUUUUAAUUCCCUUCAAUGACUGAUUUAAAAAAAUAAGUGCUUCAUAAAUUCCAUUAUCUAAAGCGCAUUCAUAAGACUUGGCUAAAUUUUUCCUGAGGAAGCUUGUCCUCCGCAUCUCCAUUCCAUUUCAGUUACCAGUGUCAACAGAUUCCUAAAAAGAAAAAUCAAUCCCAUCGUUUUUUUUUUUAUCUUCUCUCAAAAUUUUCGCGUGAGAAACUCAUGCAAUGCAAGAUUUAUUCUACGUUUAAGCCAUAUUGACGCAAAAAUAACUUCUAACAAUUACCUGCACAGUUUACUAAAAGAAUAUCAAUAAAAUUGUUCUCAACCAGGUGGUAAACUAACAAGAAGCCGUUGCGAUUUUAUGUUGCGAAAUCAAAAAAAAAUGCCUUCGUUUUUAGCACACAGAGUUCGAAGUGCUGCUGACAGCGAUGAUAUUCAUCGUCUUCUUCGAAAUCACAGUUCUCUGGUUCUACUCAAUCAAAAGAUUCCUUCCAAAUCUCAGCGUAACUAUCUCCCGAUACUCUUUUCAUAUAUAUAGAAAAGCUGAAUUUCAGUCGUUGCUGGAACCGAAAGAACAGGAAUGGACUUACAAGUUUCGGCUUCUCUUUUUUGUAGUUUACAAAGUACUCUUGCCGCUUAUUUUAACGGUAUGUAAAGUAGGACGUUGACCUUUUUUUCAGAACUUUGGAGUCGCAACCAUCAAAAAAUUAUUACAACUUUUAUUUACAGCUAUUCAUCGGGUUGCAAAUUUGGCUUUUUCACCACCCCAAGUACUAUCUCGUACCAAUUGUCCUCCUACCAUUGUUCAUCUAUCGUGUGAGUUCACAUGGAAAAGACCUUGUACAUUUUGAAGUUAGGCGGUGAAAGAAGGCGUGAGCAGAGAAUCUUGGAAGUCUUUGUUUCGUCCGACGCCCACAUGGGGUCCUCUUCUCAUCAAGGACCGGAAAACAGCUCAAAUACAAGAACGCGCCAUUCGUCUCAGUAUCUAA
This is a messenger RNA of Caenorhabditis auriculariae, 4756 nucleotides long. The record is from the annotation of a GenBank genome assembly. Lineage: Eukaryota; Metazoa; Nematoda; Chromadorea; Rhabditida; Rhabditidae.